This is a messenger RNA of Thalassophryne amazonica, 2066 nucleotides long. Its product is annotated as eomesodermin-like. NCBI's taxonomy places the organism in Eukaryota, Metazoa, Chordata, Actinopteri, Batrachoidiformes, Batrachoididae. Gene Ontology annotation, biological process: mesoderm formation; CD8-positive, alpha-beta T cell differentiation involved in immune response; regulation of transcription by RNA polymerase II. The transcript has 6 exons. Gene Ontology annotation, cellular component: nucleus. Gene Ontology annotation, molecular function: RNA polymerase II cis-regulatory region sequence-specific DNA binding; DNA-binding transcription factor activity, RNA polymerase II-specific. The record is from RefSeq and is a predicted model, not a curated record. Bases 208 to 2040 code for a protein of 610 amino acids.
AACAGUCACGUGUUUCUGUCUCAGACGUGAGGGGAUGCUGACAGAAGAAGUUUUGAUCACAUUAAAUCUGAUAAAAACAGUUUGUCGUAACUGCUGAGGCGGAGGAGGAGGAGGAGGGCGCCCGGAAAAGAGUCCUCUGAACUGGGAUCAAAGAAGGCAAUCAACACCUGUGACAAGUAGCAGGAAAAGGUGAGAAGAGGAGGAGGCAUGCUCGGCGGAGAAGGAGACAGCAGCAACAGCUUCUCCUCCAAAGACGCGGCGGAGGAAAGGUGCAAGUCUCCCGCUGUGGAUGGAGACGAUCCGGCCUCAGGCGGCCGUUACGCAGAGCACGCGAUGGCCACCGACCGCUACUACAUCCCACCCAGUGUUUGCAAGCAAGCCCCGGACCCGGUGAGCCCGUGUCCGUUCAUCCCCUACACUCCCAGCGGCUCGGUUUACCCGCCGUCCAGCGCAGGCAGGUACGCGUCUUCUCUCCACCUGGGCUCCGUGUUGCCUCCCUCUGGGUUUUCUCCCUCCGCUGCCUCCCGGACGCACUUCAGUCCGCCAGCCUACCAGCUGGGACAGAGCCACGGCUGCAUCUGUCCGUCCUACACCGGCUCAGGCUCCGGGCUGAGCGGCAUGGCGCUGCCCGGUGCCGCCAGCGCCGUUGCCGCCGGUCCGGGCGUCAGGGCCCAGGUUUACCUGUGCAACCGACCCCUGUGGGUCAAGUUUCACCGACACCAGACAGAGAUGAUCAUCACCAAGCAGGGCAGGCGGAUGUUCCCGUUUCUCAGCUUUAACAUCGCGGGGAUGAACAUGACCGCGCACUACAACGUGUUCGUGGAGGUGGUUCUGGCCGAUCCAAACCACUGGAGAUUUCAAGGAGGCAAAUGGGUCACCUGUGGAAAAGCGGACAACAGCAGUCAAGGGAAUAAGGUGUACAUCCAUCCCGAGUCUCCCAAUACAGGAGCCCACUGGAUGAGACAAGAAAUCUCCUUCAGCAAACUGAAACUCACAAAUAACAAAGGAACAAACCACAGUACGUCACAGAUGAUUGUUCUGCAGUCGCUGCAUAAGUACCAGCCUCGGUUGCACAUAGUGGAGGUGAUGGAGGAUGGGGUGGAGGAUGUCGGCGGUGAUACGAAGAGUCAGAGCUUCACCUUUGCAGAGACCCAGUUCAUAGCCGUCACUGCCUACCAGAACACUGACAUUACACAGCUGAAAAUUGAUCACAACCCUUUUGCCAAAGGAUUCAGAGAUAAUUACGAUUCGAUGUACACCGCUCCAGAGAAUGACCGCCUCACCCCUUCUCCAACCAAAUCGCCCCGUGCCCACCAGAUAGUCCCCAGCACCCACUACACCAUGCAACCCCUCUUCCAGGACCAGUUUGUCAGCAACCUUCCACAGAACCACUUCUACAACAAGGAGCGAGCGGUACCGCAGACCAACGGCCUCCUCUCCCCUCAGACGGAUGAUGGUUCCUCACAGAGGUGGUUCAUCACCUCCAUGCAACAAGGGGCCAACGCCGGCGGCACAAGCAACAAGUUAGACCUGACGCCGUACGAGGGGGACUACUCAAGCUCUCUGCUUCCGUAUGGUAUCAAAUCGUUGUCCAUGCAGACAUCCCAUGCUCUCAGCUACUACCCAGACUCUCCUUUCAGCACCAUGGCGGCAGGGUGGGGGUCCAGAGCCGCGUAUCAGAGGAAGAUCACUCCCAGCCUGCCUUGGUCCCCCAAGCCCAGUCCCACCACAGCUUUCCCAGAAGAUUCAGACAAGGACAAGCCACAGCUGGAAGAGGAGUUGAGCAGCAGUGGAGGUUUAAUCUCCGCCUGGACAGAGCAGCAGCCAUCAGCUCUCUCUCUAGAGAAGAGCAAUUCUUAUUCUACCACCUGCAAGCGGCGGCGUUUGUCCCUGAACGGUCCGAGCACAGAGGACUCACCAGGUGACGUUAAAUGUGAGGACUUGGCUUCUGCGGCCACCGCCAGCAACAACACCUACAGCAAAGAAGCCCCUUCAUCCAAAAGCAUGGCAGCUUAUUAUUCCUUUUACACAAAUCCUUGAAAAUUUUCUCAGUUUGUUAAUAAUAU